Molecule: messenger RNA, 3342 nt
Organism: Acanthocheilonema viteae
Lineage: Eukaryota; Metazoa; Nematoda; Chromadorea; Rhabditida; Onchocercidae
Source: the annotation of a GenBank genome assembly
AUGUUACUCGAUAUGGAGCAGCCGUGGUAUAAGGCGGUUAUGAUCCAUGCUCAUGUUCUUAGAUGCAUAACUGAUGCCUUCUGUGUAUGGAAUUCACGUUUAGCUCCUAUAGUACUUUCGCUUUCUGACCCGGUGGAACGGCGGAAAUACAGCAGACAUGCAAAAUUACUUGCUGCUUGCUUAUUUGAUUCCGAUGAGGCUUUAUACAAAAGCCAUUAUUUGCUUGGGACAUGUCGUGCGAUUACAUGGUGGCGACGUUCAUUUAAGAUUAUUGCUCACAUACUGGCUAUGCCAUCUGGGGACCGCCACUCUGGCGAUGCAUUGCCAACGUAUGAACAUAUUAUUGAGACUAUGCAGUAUUUCGAAUCUGUUCUUGCGAAAUCGAAGGCAAAAACCUUCCAACAAUACGAAGCACAAAUUCUUAUUAAACAGGUUUUGAUAGCUGUUAAUCAUUCCUCAUACGCUGAUUUAACACUGAUUGGCGAUCCAUUACAAAAUAUGGAUUUCAUAAAAGCUCGUUAUGAAACGUUAGUGAAAUGUCGAAGUAGCGUAUAUUAUGGUGAGGAUAUGAAAGAAGAAGAUGCCGCUUGCGCAGCAUUUGCUGGUGGUGAAUUUGAAGAAACGAAAAUUGAUGAGUACUUGAAAUUAAGUGCAGUCCUGGCAGAGCAUUUCAAAGUGGUACUGCAGCUGUGUUUUAAAUAUGUUGAGUUAGGAAUCCUUCGAGAGAGUGAAAGUGAAGGGUUGAAGCUACUGCAGCAGGUUCUAAAAACGACAAAUUUGCAAAGAUGUUUGGCAGUGUUGAACGUUUUAUUUCUAACAUCGACACUUGCUCGCGAGAAUAGUGUGAAUAUUCGCCCAGAUCCAUUUCGACCACUUAUUGCUUCUCUGUGGAGUAUAUCGAAAAACGAAAUUUCUGUUUGUGCAGAAAGACACAACAAGGAACUAAAUUAUUCUUCUAGAAGUCAAGAAAUAACUAAUUUAACUGAAGAUGGACCAAACAGUUUACCAGAAGAAAAUAAAGAAAAUAUUGAAAAUAAAUUAACAUUGGACGAGCAUGCUGAAUUUUGCGAUUGCGUAAUCUGCAAACUUUGUAACAUGAAUUCACAGAUGCACGUAGAAGCUAUUUUUUCAAGGAUGUUAUUUUAUCGAUAUUCAUCAAGAAUGUUUCGCAUGCUUUCCGAAAGGAUUUUGAAACUGUCUCAGGAAACUUCAUUAGAUGUAAUUGCGAUUUGUUCGGCACUUCAGAAGGAAGCAACGGAAAAAGAAAUUGAAGAACGAAGAUAUCCAUUGGAAGCAUUGGAUCGUUUUCUGCUCGCAGCAAUUCGAUGGCUCCGAAAAGUUGGUGAAGAAGAAAACCCGGAAAUUGUACAGGAUGUAAUAAAAGAAUCGUUGAAAAUAUGCUUAACGGAUCCCAUAUACUUUCGUUCUCAAUGGUUAACAAUACGGCAGUUAGCGCGUGCGCCUUUGAAAAUUCCAAAGUUGGAAUGGAUGCAUUUGCAUGUGAAAACAGGGUUACGUUCCCCACUGAAAUCUCUUGUCAUCAAUCUUGCAUCAGAACUGAAUGCAUUAACACUUUGCUCACCAAGACCAUCUUCAGUUUUGAACUCUGAGAAAUAUACACCGAUCUCAAAAGCAAAUCACAAGACUACUACUAACGUCUCUCGCAGUUGUGUAGACAUGGAAAUGGAAGAAGCUCGAAAAGAUUUUGAUUCCUUUUCCCAUCUUUUCUAUAGGGAGUGGCGAUUCCAAAUUUGUUCUUAUUUGGGACAAGUCUGCGCUUUCAAAUAUAAAGCUGACUGGAUUAAGCCAGAUUGGAGUGCCGCUUAUUAUUUUAAUGAAGCAAUGUUUAUGAGUACUCGUCAAUUGGCCCGCAUGAUUUCGAAAAAAUCAGAGAAGAGCCAAAAUUUUCAUUUUGAAAACAUCGAAAAGUUUAAAGAGGCUGUUCAACGUUUACCGCCUGACUUGACGGUGGUGCAACUUUUUCUGGAUUCUAGACGAAUACUUUGGUUAAUCAAAUUAUACAAUGACCGUUCACCAUUGGUUGUACCUGUUGCAUUCGUUCCACAGGUGGAUGACAUGCUUCUGAAACGUUUCUUAAGCUUGUUGGCAGAAAAUGACGCGUCAGGAAAUCUUAGUAAAACAUGCACAGAUCCAAAAGAAUAUUGGCGGAUAAGAAGAAAGUUGGACAAAAAACUGAAGAUUUUGAUUGCCGAAGUGCAAACAGGAUGGUUUGGGAUUUUUUCCGUUCUGCUUUUACCUUCCGUCAAUAUGAAUGAUGCUUGUAUUUCACUUAUCGAUAAACUAGUGAAUAUUGGAUUUUCACGAAGUUUUGCAAGUACGUUAGUCGAGAAUAUGGACUUGUCGACAGCUAAUUGGCGGCAGUUAGUACAGAGAUUUUCAAGUUUAGAAAAUUUUGAUGAAACUGUUGCUACAUAUAUUGCUGAUCGUCAAAGUCAUUGGAUGUCGAAGUUCGGAAAGCACUCAUUUCUUCGUGACUUUUCAAAUAGUUAUGUCUUGUUUUGCAUCUCACCAGAAUUAGCUUCAUUUCCUUUCGAACUUUUGCCGGUGAUGGAGUCGCACAAACGUGUUUGUAGGAUAUCAUCAUUCCACAUGUUCGAGGAACUUUUAUGUCUUUCGAAAAAGAUACCAAAAACAGUUGAUGGAAAGAAUUCUUUUUAUGUGCUCGAUCCUGGAGGUGAUUUAACCGAUACACAGAAAAGACUCUCAAAAGAACUGGAAAAAUAUACUUGUUGGAAAGGAACAAUUGGAGCUGCACCAAAGCCGGAAGAAUUGCGCAACUCGUUAGAAACCAGUGAUCUAUUUUUUUAUAUGGGCCAUGGAAGUGGCGGUAAAUAUUUUGGAAGAUCAACAGUAUUACGGAGCAACAUUCGCGCCGUAUCACUUCUUAUGGGCUGUUCCAGUGUUCGCAUAACUUAUGAGGGCGAAGGAUUCGACGGCAGGGGUGCAAUUUACGAUUAUAUUAUAGCAAAGUGUCCUUGUGUUGUUGGUUGUCUUUGGAUGGUCACUGAUGGUGAAAUUGAUCGAGUGCUCUUGGCUCUUCUAGAUUUCUGUUUCUCUGAAAUUCAAAAGUCAAACGCUGACAAAAUCAGGCCAAACUCGUCAUAUAGACUACUGAUAGAUGGAAUUGCAUACGCCCGUACAGCAUGCAAGCUAAAAUACUUGACUGGUGGUGCUGUUGUUGCAUAUGGAUUACCCAUUGUAACUCAUCUAUCGCAAGAUAUGAUAGCGAUGAAGCAACAGUUCGAAACAACGCAGCUUUUGGAUGAGGAUACUGCUUCAGUAUCGAGGGAAUUAUUAGCUUCUGGAAAAUCGUCUUGUUGA